AUGCUCGGUCCGAUUGAUGGAGCGUCGCUCGAAGUUUGGGCGUAUAGCGGUAGCGGGAGCAAAGAUUUCGUGCUUCCUGUUUACCUUCUUCGCGUCGGUGAUUUGGUAGCGGUCGCGCAAUGCCCUCAGGCUCAGGCUCGAGUAAUUGCCUCCAUCACAAUCCGGAAAUGGCUUUGUCCUCCAUCCAGCUCCAUCCACGAUACAUAUGCUUCCGCGCAGCUCCAGGGUCCGUCACUUCCGCAAGCCUUCCUACUUCUUCGCAUGGAGGUUGGCAAGACACAAGCCGUCACCGCACAUCUUCCAGCGAUUCUCUUUUUGGCUUCUCAGAUUAUAACUGUCCCUUUCCGUCACCCUACGCUUCGACGCGUGAUAUGGCGGCAACAACAAGCCGCUUAA
Molecule: messenger RNA, 396 nt
Organism: Stereum hirsutum FP-91666 SS1
Lineage: Eukaryota; Fungi; Basidiomycota; Agaricomycetes; Russulales; Stereaceae
Exons: 3
Coding region: 1-396 (131 amino acids)
Source: RefSeq, a predicted model, not a curated record